This is a messenger RNA of Dendrobium catenatum, 733 nucleotides long. RefSeq names its product classical arabinogalactan protein 9. The record is from RefSeq and is a predicted model, not a curated record. The transcript has a single exon. NCBI's taxonomy places the organism in Eukaryota, Viridiplantae, Streptophyta, Magnoliopsida, Asparagales, Orchidaceae. Bases 83 to 472 code for a protein of 129 amino acids.
CAUCAUCGCAAAACCCUAGCCAUCUCCCGUCUCUUGUUCGCCUACUCUACGCUUGAUCUUUCGACAGAAUCAAAAAUCAAAGAUGGCUCGGAUCGCUCUAAUCUCUCUCAUGCUCUCUCUUGCAGUCGGAGCUGUUUUGGCCCAAGCACCCGGCGCCGCCCCCACCACCUCGCCGCCUAAGCUAGCACCCGUUUCUCCGCCCAUACCAACCCCUUCGCCAAAAAAAGCCCCAUCUCCAUCUCCCCUCUCCCCUCCCUCUCCAUCUCCCAAAGCACCAAUCGUCGCCCCAGUAUCCGCCCCUACGUCCCCUUCUCCGGCGACCACUCCCUCCAGUUCUGCUCCCACUCCUUCGAUCUCGAAUAUUCCGGCCGCUUCUCCAACCGGAACUUCUGAUAACAACGCUGCUGCUGCUGGAUUGUCUUCCAUCGGGUGGAUCUCUGCCGCUGCAAUCGCCGUCGCCUACGCGAUCUAGAUCUUUGGUGUUUUUGUAUGAGAUGAUAGAUGCAUGUCUUCUCGUUCCUUUCCUGAUCUGUGAUUUGAUAUGUGAUUUGAUCUGAUGGUAAUUUUUUCGUAUGGGUUCCAUUAUUUUCUUCUUCUUUUUUAUUUUUAUGUAAUUUUGUAAUCAGUAGUCGGUAGGCAUGUGAGAUUUGAGCGUGUGGUGGCCCUCGUGGGUUUUCUGUUGUACCUAUUUAUUUUACUGAUUCUUUUUGUAUUAUUUUCACUUUGUUGUUUU